GAGGAGAUCGACGGCGCAAAAUUGGUGAAAAAUCUGGCGCAGAAUAUGGAGGAAAUUUUUCGGAAAAAAGCGGAGGCCACACGAAGGCUCGUAGAAGCAGCAGAGGAAGCUCAUCUCCAGCAUGAGGAAAACCCUGACCUACAGUAUGAAUAUUUCAAUGCAGUGCUGAUAAACGAGGUGGAUGAAGACGGGAACAGCGUGGAGCUGGGAGGAGAGUUUCUCCUGGAACCCAAUGAUCAUUUUAAUAACCUAUCUGUCAACCUCAGCCUCAGCGUGGUGCAGAGAGGGAUUUGGCAGUACUUUGGAAGCGCUAAAGGUUUUUUCCGACAAUACCCAGGUGUGAAAUGGCAUCCUGAUGAACAUGGUGUCAUUGCUUUUGACUGCAGGAACAGGAAAUGGUAUAUCCAGGCAGCCACCUCUCCUAAAGAUGUUGUGAUUCUGGUGGAUGUCAGUGGCAGUAUGAAGGGUUUAAGAUUGACUAUAGCCAGACAGACGGUUGCUUCCAUACUGGACACGCUUGGGGAUGAUGACUUCUUCAACAUUAUUGCAUACAACCAAGAGAUCCAUUAUGUGGAGCCCUGUCUAAAUGGCACUCUCGUUCAAGCUGACAGCACUAAUAAGGAUCACUUUAAAGAGCAUCUAGUCAAGUUAUUCGCCAAAGGAAUUGGACUCCUGGGCAAUGCACUGACUGAGGCUUUCACUAUCUUAAAUGAGAUUAAUCAGACUGGCCGUGGAAGUUCAUGUAGUCAGGCAAUCAUGCUGAUAACAGAUGGAGCCACUCAAAUGUACGAUGAUGUUUUCGCCAAAUAUAACUGGCCUGAGCGCAAGGUUCGUAUAUUCCCCUAUCUGAUUGGCCGGGAAUCUGCGUUCGCUGAUAACCUAAAAUGGAUGGCGUGUGCCAAUAAAGGUUAUUUUAGUCAGAUCUCCACAUUGGCUGAUGUUCAGGAGAACGUGAUGCGGUAUUUGCAUGUGAUGAGCAGACCUAAAGUUAUCGACCAUGAACAUGACACAGUGUGGACCGAAGCCUAUGUGGACAGCGCACUCGCACAGGCGCACAAGCUGAGCUUACAGUUCAGCUCCAGAGAUGAAGCAUCUUCACCAGAUCACCCUUCACUUAAAAACCAAGGCAUCCUGCUAGGCGUCGUAGGCACUGACAUCCCCAUUCAAGAGUUAAUGAAAACCAUCCCAAAACACAAGCUUGGAAUACAUGGAUAUGCGUUUGCCAUCACCAAUAACGGAUAUAUCCUGACGCAUCCCGACCUGAGGCCCCUGUACCAGGAGGGCCAGAAGAGGAAGAAACCCAGUUACAGCAGCGUGGACCUGUCCGAGGUGGAAUGGGAGGACACAGAGGAUGUUUUGCGCACAGCGAUGGUGAACAGACGAACUGGCACUUUCUCCAUGGAAGUAAAAAGAACAGUGGACAAAGGGAAACGUGUCUUGACGAUGCACAAUGAUUAUUACUACACUGGUAUUAAAGGAACUCCAUUUAGUGUAGGUGUGGCGCUCUCUCGAGGACAUGGGAAAUACUUCUUCAAGGGAAAUGUUUCACUAGAAGCCGGUCUACAUGAUCUGGAGCAGCCGGAUGUUGCCCUCGCUGAUGAAUGGACAUACUGUAACCCAGAUGAGCACCAUGAGCAUCGUCACCUGACUCAAGUUCAGGCCAUCAGACUCUACAUGACCAGCCGUAAACCACAUCUCAAAUGUGACAGAGAGCUGAUUCAGCAGGUUUUGUUUGACGCUGUAGUAACGGCUCCCUUAGAAGCGUACUGGACUGGACUGGCCCUCAAUAAGUCUGAGAACUCUGAUAAAGGGGUUGAGAUCGCUUUUCUCGGCACUCGCACUGGUCUUUCCAGAACCAACCUGUUUGUGGUUCCCGAGCAGCUGACCAAUCAAGAUUUUCUCACUGCGGAAGACAAGGAGGGCGUCUUUAACGCAGAUCACUUUCCUCUGUGGUAUAAAAGAGCCGCAGAGCAGGUGCCCGGCACCUUUGUGUACUCCAUUCCCUUCAGUUCAGGGGGUGAAAAUAAGAGUGUGGUUUUGGCGAGCACUGCUAUCCAACUACUCGAUGACAGGAAGUCUCCUAUAGUGGCAGCUGUGGGAAUUCAAAUGAAGCUGGAAUUCUUUCAGAGAAAAUUUUGGACGGCCAGUCGGCAGUGCAAUGCUCUGGAUGGGAAAUGUACCAUCAGCUGUGAUAAUGAGGACAUUAAAUGUUAUCUCGUAGACAACAAUGGUUUCAUCUUGGUCUCUGAAGACACUUUACAGACGAACCUCUUCUUUGGAGAAGUGGAGGGAGCCGUCAUGAACAAACUGCUUCUGAUGGGCUCAUUUAAAAAGAUGAAUUUGUAUGACUAUCAGGCUCUCUGUAAAGAGUACGCAGGCAGCAGUGACAGCGCACGCACUCUGCUGGAUCCCUUCACCUCUGUCAAAUGGCUCUUGACAGAACUUGUCAUAUUUCUGCUGGAGUUUAACAUGUACAGCUGGUGGAACUGUGACACGACAGUCAAAGCCCAGAGAGCUCAGAGGACAAUGAUGGUGCCGUGUGACACUGAAUACCCGGCUUUCGUCUCUGAGCGCACCAUCAAAGAGACCACAGGGAACAUUGACUGUGGUGGCUGUAUACGGACCUUUGUAAUUCAGCAGAUUCCCAGCAGUAACCUGUUCAUGGUGGUUGUUGAGAAUAAAUGUGACUGUAGCUCUACCCCUCCGGUUACCAUGGAGCCCAUUGAGAUCAUUUAUAAUGAGUCUCUGAAGUGUGACAGGCUGAAGUUUCAAAAGGAUCGCAGACGGCCACAGUCCUGUCAUCCAUUUCAUCAGGAGGAGAAUGCUAUGGAAUGCGGAUCAGCGAAUGCUUUGAGUUUUCCACUGGUGGCCAUUUUAUUCUCAGUGUUGCCGUUCGUGAUCAGCAGGUGACCUCUGACCCCUGCCUUGACCCAUUAGGCUUACUAUACACUCGAAUCAGAGAGCCUUGCUUAUGCCAAACAUGAGUCCACAGAGACAAAAUCAUCUUUGUGAUGUCUGGAUUACUGAAGAUAGAUGAUAUUUAUUACAAAGACUGUGUUAGAAUGUGCUGAGUGUUUUCUUCUUACAUGUGGACCAGUGAACAUGCCUGGAUAUCAGUGGCCGCCACGAGAGCCACAGCUAAACGCAGUCCAUGUAGCUGUUCUUCAAGGUGCAUACAUCUCAACUUUAGUCUUAAUCGGUACUGUGUGAAGCGCAGACAAAAACUGAGCAGAAAUGUCUUUUAUUUCUUUAUUACUUGCCUGCCGCUCAGAUUUAUUCUGUGUUUAAUUUGGAGUCUUAAGAUGCAUGACGUGACAAAAUAGGAAUAUUUCACAGAGCUGUUUGUAAGAAUAGCGUACAUUGUCAUCAAAAGAUGAGAUGUGGAUUCUUCACAAACUUUAUAAGUUUUGCCUGCUUAAAAAAGUACUUGGAAAAUAACUUUUAAUUGCCUAAUCCCUUUACAUCAAAGGAAAG
Messenger RNA from Sinocyclocheilus anshuiensis, 3474 nucleotides. RefSeq names its product voltage-dependent calcium channel subunit alpha-2/delta-3-like. Gene Ontology annotation, cellular component: voltage-gated calcium channel complex. Gene Ontology annotation, molecular function: voltage-gated calcium channel activity. The coding region runs from base 46 to 2910 and encodes 954 amino acids. NCBI's taxonomy places the organism in Eukaryota, Metazoa, Chordata, Actinopteri, Cypriniformes, Cyprinidae. The transcript is spliced from 36 exons. The record is from RefSeq and is a predicted model, not a curated record.